AAGCUUUGGAGAGUGUGCGUGCCAGCCAUAAUAAACACAGCAGCCAGACAGAGCCCUGCAAUCAAUGCACUUCUCACCGAGGCUUGUCACGUCCCUCCGGCUUGCUGCACCGCCUUUUCGGCGCCGAUGUUUCCUCAGAACAGCACCAAGCUCGCGCGCCAGCAGCAGCAGCACUAGCAGCAAUGCCGACGACGGGAUCGCCGGCGACGGAGGGAGGUGUGUGGUGUCGGCAGCGAUGCGUUUCCUUCAAGGCAAGAAGAGGCUAGUGGACUGCCUUAGCCCUGCGGACUACGCCCACAUGGACCCUGCCAUCGGAGCUUCUGUAGGAGGGCACCUCAGGCACACACUCGAUCACUUCUCGAAAUGCCUUCAGGCGGCGCAACAACAACCUGCCCCCGAUGAGGACGCCGUGCCCACAACAACUCCGGUGACCAUACGGUAUGAUCAUCGGGCGAGGGGAGGAAAUAUUGAGACCGACCCGGCCGCUGCAUCCAGGUCCAUCUCCUCGCUUUUGCAACAACUCCAAAGCUUGCCCACGGCCCGCUAUCUCCGUGCGAAGAGGGUUGCACCGAUGUUCAUGCUCGGGUUGGGGGGCGACGAUAACAACAGCACCAAGGAGUACGAGUUCGAGAGCAACCUCGAGCGUGAGCUCUUCUUCUGCUGCCACCACGGCACCCAUCAUGACGCAAUGAUACAGCUGAUACUGCGGGGGAUGGGGGAGAAAGGCGAGAAUGCGCUGAGUCAAGCCGGCGAAGCCUUCGGCGUUGCUCCAAGCACCAUCGAUUUUCUGAAGAAAAGGCAUCAAAAAUAA
Ectocarpus siliculosus is the source of this 811-nucleotide messenger RNA. Lineage: Eukaryota; Phaeophyceae; Ectocarpales; Ectocarpaceae. The record is from the annotation of a GenBank genome assembly.